Messenger RNA from Cuculus canorus (common cuckoo), 4837 nucleotides. It is a transcript of the gene SH3TC2, whose product is annotated as SH3 domain and tetratricopeptide repeats 2. Gene Ontology annotation, molecular function: protein binding. NCBI's taxonomy places the organism in Eukaryota, Metazoa, Chordata, Aves, Cuculiformes, Cuculidae. The record is from RefSeq and is a predicted model, not a curated record. Gene Ontology annotation, biological process: regulation of intracellular protein transport; regulation of ERBB signaling pathway. Gene Ontology annotation, cellular component: recycling endosome.
CACCUCCCCAGUGUCCAGCAGCAGUGCAUGAACACCCUCAUUCCCAAGCUGCCCACAGCUGUUGGCACACCAAGAAAGAAGCUGUCCGGACACCAUCCAGUCUUGGGCCUGCAAAGGUGUGAAUGGAGGGGCUGUGUGGCUCUUCCCCAGGGAUGCUCUGCAGACAUCUACCACCCCUAGUGCAGUGAGACAACACAGCCGGUCCUGAGUCCUGGUCCUGGAGGCUGGGGGAGGUCAGAACAUGUGAGCGAAGAGGGAAUGUGUCUCCAUCCUGGGCAGCCCAAGGGAUCCUGCACAGCAGCCGAAUCAGUCCCUCCUGGUGUUCACAUCUGGAGUUUGGACAGUUCUGAUCUCAGAGGUGAAGAGUGUGAAUACUACUCUCCCAGCCUGCCUGAGCUCCUGCCCCGUGGGGACCGCCUGGAGGGCACCACAGCCACACGCUGGGGAAAAUGGUGGCAGAAGAAGACCAUGGCAUCAGGUGAGGCUGGGGUGGUGGAGCCAAGUAAACCCCCUACCAAGGCAGCAGAAUACUCACUAGAAACCUCUUCAGUGCUGCUGGCUGUCAGGGAGUGCUUUCCAUCAGAGAUUUCACUCUUCUUCUGUGUUGAGAGCCGCUCUUCCCAGUGCCUCAAUUCCCAGCUCCAGGAAGCAGCCAAAAAGAAGUUGUGGGCCCUGCAGAGUGAUGACAGAAGUGUCUGUGCCCUGUUCAAGGAGCUGUCAGCCAGGCUGGUCUGUAUGAAAGCACAGGAGAAUCGCUUCAUCCUCACCUUCAAAACUCUAGAAGAAGUCUGGAAGUUUUCCACCUAUCUGACGUUAGGGUACGUGGGCAGCUGCUUGGAGCAGCUUCUCUUUGACCAGGAGUACUGGCUAGACUGUGCUCUGAUGGAGGACACAAAGAUCACAGUUACUGUGGAUGAAGAUCGCUUGGCCAGCAUAUAUGUCGGUUUGCUGCUCCAGGAAGGUAACUUUUUUUCCAGAGCAGCAGCCAGUGUUUGUCAGAAGCAGGAGGGAGAGGAAGACCUUCAGCUCUGCAGGAACGAGCUGAUCUAUGUGAAGAAUAUUGGAAAAGAGUCCAAGUGGGAAGGGGUGUCCUUACUGACAAAUCAACGAGGCCUAGUGCCUGUGACAGCCAUAGAACAAGUACUUCACCCGUUUUACCAGUGGUUUCUGAAGAAUUAUGCUGUGAGUUUUGGCAUCUCCCAGGAGAUCAGCGGGAUGAACUCUCAGCCAAUUGUCAAAGGCAGGUGCAUAGCCACAGAGGACUACAGAGGAGCAGCAGGGGAUGAACUGAGUUUCUGCAAAGGAGACAGCAUAGAAGUCAUCGGCUUCUUCAUUCCAGGACUUACGUGGUUUGUGGGCAAAUCCCUCAGCAGUGGGAACAUUGGCUUUGUUCCAGCCCGAUACAUAAGUCUGGAGGCUUGUGAACCUUUGGGAAAGAGCUUGGUGUUUCUGAGUGAAGAAGAAAAAUCACCUCUCCUGCGCAUCCUCUGUAAUGGUGGUGAGCAGCGCUUCACCACCCUUCUCAGUGACCUGGCACGCACUGAUAUCACCUCUGUGUACCGGCUGGAUGGUUUUGAACCCACAGCCGUGUUCCUGAAAGUGCCAUCAAAGGCUGUUCUCUGUGACUGUAAGGAUAUCCAAUUGCUCCAGUCCUGGGAGGAAAUAAAUGGCUUGGCUACGACUAGCACCUCUGAGCUGUCUAGCCCAGAGAGUGAAUCAGACCCUGCCAUGGUGAAAGAUAUUUUCCUGGAGAAGCUGAAUGACUUCGAUGAUCCCAAGUUCUUUAUUGACCUCAAUGCUGGAUACAUGGAAGAUGCUGAUGUCUUUGACCCGAUAUUGACCUUCCUUAACCAAGAUAGUUAUGUGACCAGUUUUCAAAGUCUCUAUGAUCAUCGUUUUUCCUUUCACAAUUCCACCUUUGGUGGUUUCUCUGAUGAGGAUGAGCUGGUCUUGUACCUUGAGACGUCCAGGAACAGGGCCAAGAGGACUCAUGCAGUUUGGGCUCAUGUCAGGCUCUGUUUUCUCUUGGGUAAGCUCUGCAUCAAAAAGGUCAAGUUGUCCCAGGCCCGAGUCUACUUUGAGGAAGCCAUGAGCAUCCUGGACAGGAGUUUUGGGGACCUACCCCUGCUGGCUGCGUUGCAUGUGAACCUUGCCUCCAUCUACUUGAAACAGAACAUGAAAAGCAAGUUCUCCCCCUUGCUGGGAAAAACAGUUGCCUUGCUUGUUUGCUUGCCUGAUCGCUCUUUCAGCUCUGCAAAUGAAUUAGAAUUCAUGAUGUACGUCCUAAGGGAAGCCAUUGCUGUGGGCAACACUCCCUUGGAGGCACGGGUUUGCUUCCUUAUUGUCAACCUGUUCCUACAGCUGGGCAAAACAGAUGAAGUUUUGCCCUUUACUGAGCAUCUUCAGUGUCUCACAACCACUAUACUCAGCCCAGAUACUAGUUCUGUGCCAUUGGAUGCCACCCCUGUCUUGAGCUACCUGUAUGACAGGAAGUAUUUGCCAAAUAUUGCACUGGCCUCUGCCAGGUCAUUUGUUCCCAGUAACAUCAAGGAGGCACCAACACCCAUUUGGAGAGCUGGCUUCAUCCUCCAAAAUGCUUCAAAACUCCUGGGAAGCCAGCUGGAGAAGAGCAACAUCCCAGCACUGGCUUGUUACUACCUGAAGCAGGCAUUGCACUUCUCCUGUGAAACCAGAGCUGCGUCUGCCCAGAGGACGCUCUGUACCAUCUUAUCCAGGAUGUACCUACAGCAUGGUGUGUUGGACGGGGCUGUUUGUUACGCAGCCAUGGCCGUAACCCUCAGCAGACUGAUGGGCGAGGAGGAAGCUUUUGAGUCUUCCCUCUCUUUGGGGUGGAUGUAUCUCCUGAACGACCAGCCUGGCCCAGCUGCAAACAUCAUGUGGCAGCUCUUGCGCUCUCUGCAUGGAACGGAGAGCAUGACUCAGGCAGGAGCUGUGCACAAUCUCCUGGCCAUCGCCCUCAAAGGAGACGGGCAGGUGCAAACAGCUGCAAAGAACUACCUCCAGGCUCUGCACAAAGCCAGGGAGACUGGGAACAAGAGGAACCAGGCUAUUGCUCUGGCUAACCUAGGGCAGCUGAGCCUCUCACAGGGGGCGAACCAGCUGUCUGAGCUCUAUCUGCUGCAGUCAACUCAGCAGUAUGCUGAGCUCCAGGGCAGUGAAGAUCUGGAGAUGGAGUUGGUGUGGGUGCUGCUGUGGCUAGCGCAGGCCAUGGUGAACAGGCAGAAAGUGGAAGAUGCUAAACUCUGUUACGAAUUGGCAUUGUUUUUUGCCCUGAAGUGGCAUAACGUGACAAGUCAGCUUCAUGUCACUGAGUCUCUCUGCCAUUUCUACCACAAAGUGUCCCUCAAUCUCCAGGCCUGCAUUACCUACCAUGAGCACUGGGUAUCUUUGGCACAACAGCUGCAGGACAGAGAGAUGGAAGGCGAUGUAUUACAGACUCUCAGCCAGCUCUACCAGGCUUUGGGCACAUCUGAGGCUUUGAGACACUCACUGGACUGCACCAAACAGAGUCUAAGGAUCUUCAUUGACCUUGAGGAGACUGUAAAAGCAGCAGAGGCCUGGCUGCAGGCAGGAAGGCUCUACUAUCUUAUGCAGGAAGAUGAGCUGGUGGAAAUGUACUUUCAGGCAGCCAUUCAGACUGCUCUGAAAUCCAAGAACUUCUCCUUGGCCAUGGAUCUUUAUGAAAAAGCAGGUGAUACCUUUUUUAAUGGCAGCCGGAACAGAGAUCGAGCAGUGGAGUUUCUUAGGGAAGGUGCUGUGCCCUUGGCCAGGAAACUAAAGGCCACUAAGACAGAGCUACGGCUGUUUAAUAAGCUGGCAGAGCUGCAGAUUGGGCUGCGGGGCUACGAGAAGGCACUGGAGUUUGCCAUGCUGGCAGCCAGGCUGAGCGUCAGGGUCGGAGACCAAUUGCAAAAGCUGGUUGCAUUCCACCGCCUGGCUACAGUCUACUAUUUGCUGCAUAUGUACGAGAUGGCAGAAGAGUGCUACCUGAAGGCACUUGCCAUGUGCCCCCCAUUGCUGCAGUGCUCUGGAGAGGCCUUGUACUACUGCAAGGUGUAUUGCCACCUUGGCAACCUGGCCCUGCACAAACUGAAGGAUGGACAGGAUGCAGCAGUCUUCUUCCUCCUGGCCCUCGCCGCAGCGAUUGAGCUGGGAAACAAGGACCUGCAAGACCUCAUUCGUGCCAAGCUGUGGGACAUCCCCAUAGCUGUGAUUCCGGACUGUGCCACGUACCAGCCCAGAUGGCUGAGCAAAGGCAGCCACAUCAUCUGACUGACCCACCACCCCGAGGACUCAAGUGCAAGCCAUUAAGCAAUGUCUUGCUGUGUAGGCUAGAUAAGAGAUAAUUUGUGGCCAGCUGAGUUGGACUUAAUUGCUGCAGCUGUGAGAUCCUGAGAAGUGGCCACUCACUUGGGUGGGUAGGUAGCUGCUGACAAGGCGAUAAGGUUAUAUAAAGCCUUGUGGUAAAGGAAUUCGUUAGAGCACCCGAACAGGAGGAGUUACAGCAACUCCCAAAUGGAGAUCCCGAUGUCAAGUGGUGCCCGACGUGGGGCAGGGUAUUUCAGUCACGGCAUUGCCGCACCACUGGCACAGAUCCAUGUGCUCUCCAGAACAGCCAGCCUGGAAGAGGUGCUGUGCUGUGUCCUAAGGAGCUGUCAGCGUUUGGACUUCUUUCCUCAAUGCCAAAGGACCAAGCACGCUGGACCCUACCCUCAUUUUUUGGGAGCCAAGCUGUGUGCCAUGUGCCUGCCUGUCCCAUGGGACAGCACAGGUCAACCCCAAUGUGCUUUAACUUGAAUAGCAACUUCUUUAUUUA